Messenger RNA from Hirsutella rhossiliensis, 759 nucleotides. Its product is annotated as tc5 transposase DNA-binding domain-containing protein. NCBI's taxonomy places the organism in Eukaryota, Fungi, Ascomycota, Sordariomycetes, Hypocreales, Ophiocordycipitaceae. The record is from RefSeq and is a predicted model, not a curated record. Gene Ontology annotation, molecular function: DNA binding. Gene Ontology annotation, cellular component: nucleus. Bases 1 to 759 code for a protein of 252 amino acids. The transcript has a single exon.
AUGGAAGCGCGUAUUCUAGAAGCGAUGCAAUACAUCGGCGAUGUCCCUGAUGCAAAAGUCGCCAAUGUGGCCCGACAAUUCGGUGUUCCACGCAAUCGAUUGCGUUACCGCCUCGAAGGCCGUCCUCCUAAGGUAGGCCGACCAGCCACGAACAUGAAGUUAUCGCGCCCAGAAGAGGCAGCAUUAUGUCGCUACAUCGAUCGCCUUGAUAACGUGAACCUUGCGGUGCGCCCUGAGUUCGUCACCGACGCGGCAAAUAAUAUUCUGCGUGAGCGAUCCGGUCAAGCCGAUUUAGUUAUCGGCAGCAAGUGGACCUCUCGUUUUCUAAAGCGUCACGGUUACUUCAAGAAGCUCCAAAAAAAGCUCCACUCGGAGCGUCAGGCAUCGGAGGACCUCACAAGAGUCACCCAUUAUUUCCAAAAUCUCCAGCAAGUCAUCCAAGAGAAGGGCAUACCACCUGAAGAUAUCUGGAAUAUGGACGAGACAGGAUUUCGCAUUGGAGUUGGCAAGGAUCAGCUGAUUGUCACCAAAAGAAAGCGAGCUCAUUAUUUUGGUAUCCCCGAGAACAGAGAAUCUGCCACUGACAUCGAGGCAAUCUCAGCAAGCGGAGAGUCCAUUCCACCUUUCUUGAUUCUGUCUGGACAGAUGCAUAUGACUUCAUGGUAUCAAAUACCGACUAGACCCCGACACGGCCAUCCGACCCACGUCAAGCGGUUACUCAAACGACGAAAUCAGCUUGGAAUGGCUUCAUCAUUUUGA